This is a messenger RNA of Rhipicephalus microplus (southern cattle tick), 786 nucleotides long. RefSeq names its product trithorax group protein osa. Gene Ontology annotation, biological process: chromatin remodeling; regulation of transcription by RNA polymerase II; positive regulation of DNA-templated transcription. The record is from RefSeq and is a predicted model, not a curated record. Gene Ontology annotation, cellular component: brahma complex; nucleoplasm; nBAF complex. NCBI's taxonomy places the organism in Eukaryota, Metazoa, Arthropoda, Arachnida, Ixodida, Ixodidae. Gene Ontology annotation, molecular function: nucleosome binding; DNA binding.
CUUGGUGGCACCAUGCACGAUCCUGGUGGUGGUGGUGGUGGUGGCGGCGCCGUGCCUGCAAGUGCCGGCGCUGCCCCGGCCAGCGGGGCUGCGAGCGCAGGUGGUCCAGCGGCCAAGCGGCCCUACAUGGGGCCCGCUCAGUACACGCAGUACCAGCAGAGGCAACCCUACCCAGGACAGCCGAGGCCGCCUAGCCAGGGAUACCCGCAGCAGCAGAUGUCGCCUUACCCAACUGGUCCCCAGCCGCCACCUGGGCAGGUGGGUGGACCCCACCCACCCUCGCCUGCACCAUCACCUCACCAGCAGGAGAGGCCCACACCACCGCCCCAAGCCCAGGGUUCGGCGUCACCAUCUCGGGGUGGUGGCCCCGACGGUCCUCCAUCUCGGCAGGGCACGCCCAACUCUCACCCUUCGGCCUACGGUGGCUACCCGCCUUCUUCCUCGUCUUCGGCUGUGGGGCCUCCCUUACCACCCACCUCGGCCUCGUCGUCAUCUCUGUCCUCCUCUGCAUCAGUGGCCCCUACGUCUUCGUCCUCCUCGUCUUCUUCCUCCAUGUCUUCAUCAGGUGCGCCAGGACUUUCAGUGUCGCAGCAGCAGCAACAACAACAGCAGCAGCAGCAACAUCAACAGCAGCAGCAUCAACAGCAGCAACAACAUCAACAGCAACAACAUCAACAGCAGCAACAUCAACAGCAGCAACAUCAACAGCAGCAGCAGCAACACCAGCAGUCGGUAAGUUGGGGUUCCCUUCACUCUAGAUAAUGUGCCAGCCAGGGCAUCGCAUGG